Molecule: messenger RNA, 1112 nt
Organism: Formica exsecta
Lineage: Eukaryota; Metazoa; Arthropoda; Insecta; Hymenoptera; Formicidae
Product: alpha-amylase-like
Exons: 3
Biological process (GO): carbohydrate metabolic process
Molecular function (GO): cation binding; alpha-amylase activity
Source: RefSeq, a predicted model, not a curated record
AUAAAUUUUUUGCAUAAGUAGAGAAAAAAGAAGAGAACAAAUACGUCAACCCUCGCAAUAUACAAUCGAAUAAAUAAUUUUCCUAUAAAUUGAUAUAGGUCUCUCCGGUACAAGAAAACGUAAUUGUAGACAACAGACCAUGGUGGGAGCGCUAUCAGCCUAUAUCUUACAUCUGGCGUACGAGAUCGGGUACGUCGGAGCAAUUCAAAGAUAUGGUUCGUAGAUGUAACAACGCCGGUGUGAGAAUUUACGUCGACGUGGUGUUCAAUCAUAUGACCGGCGAACACAAAGUAGCAGUGGGUACCGGCGGUUCGACAGCGAAUACAUUCAACUUCAGUUAUCAAGCAGUACCGUACACAAAAGUUGAUUUUCACGCACCAUGCGAAAUUAACAAUUACCAGAAUGCAACGAACGUGCGGGAUUGCCAAUUGUCCGGUCUGCUCGAUCUUGAUCAGUCGAAAGAAUUUGUCAGGGAGAAGAUCGUCGAUUUUAUGAACGACGCCAUCGAAGCUGGAGUCGCCGGUUUUCGAGUAGACGCAGCUAAACAUAUUUGGCCGAAUGAUCUAAAAGUGAUUUAUUCUCGGCUGAAGAAUCUCAAUUCCGAGCACCAUUUUGACGUAAAUGCGCGACCUUAUAUAUUUCAAGAAGUGAUCGAUUACGGCGGUGAAGCAAUCAGCAAAUAUGAAUACAACAGUUUUGGCGGGGUGACGUAAUUCCGGAAUGGCGUCAACUGGAGAGAAGCUAAGGGGCUAUUACCGUCGCAGGAUGCCCUGAUAUUUAUUGACAAUCAUGACACUCAACGGAGCAACUCCAACAUACUCACCUACAAGUCAUCGAGGUUGUACAAGAUGGCCGUCGCCUUCAUGCUGGCGCACACUUAUGGAACCCCGCGUAUUAUGAGCUCCUUCGAUUUCAACGAUUUCAACGAAGGUCCGCCCCACGACUCCGCCGGAAACACUCUGUCUCCGAUUAUUAAUUCUGAUAAUACCUGUGGCAACGGCUGGAUCUGCGAGCAUCGGUGGCGUCAGAUUUACAAUAUGGUGCGCUUCCGAAAUGCCGUCAAUAAAACCAGCAUCAACUAUUGGUGGGACAAUGAUAAAAAAAAAAAAUAA